This is a messenger RNA of Topomyia yanbarensis, 6686 nucleotides long. Its product is annotated as putative nuclease HARBI1. The record is from RefSeq and is a predicted model, not a curated record. NCBI's taxonomy places the organism in Eukaryota, Metazoa, Arthropoda, Insecta, Diptera, Culicidae. The transcript is spliced from 9 exons. The coding region runs from base 5249 to 6169 and encodes 306 amino acids.
AAAAAAAUGAAACUGGCAACGAUUCCUGAUCAAAGCAAUCCAUUUGAUUUUGUUUUUAUUUGUCAAUGAAAUUAUAUUUUUUCACUUGGAGUGAAAAAAUAUGAUUUCAUAUCGUCCAUAAAAUUUGCUGCGAUGGUCUGCCUGGUGAGAAAUGUCUAAAACGUGCUAUAGCAGGGAAUCGACCAUCGAGCACAAACUAACUUGGUGGAUCUUGGAAAAACCAGAGUCUGAAUAGUGACUUGAAGAUAACGAUGCAAAAAUGUUUCAGCUGGACGGACAUAUUCUGUGUAUGACUUCUUCGGAAUUGAAAACAUCGGCGUACAUUGAUUUAAUCGAUCCAACCGUUUCAAACGCAGCUCAUUGGUUUUCAUACCUAACCAGACCGUCUGACCAAACAAAUUUAUCGAUAUCAAUGCAACUAUUUCAUAUGCAAAACGGUUCAACGAAGCGGCUGCUUGAGGACACAUUCCUCCUUCCAAAUAAUCGUGCGGAAAACGGCAUGGCAUUGCGAUAAGAGAAACAUGCUAAAACUUUAAACGGCGCCCAUAUUUUCAAGGAUAAACACUGUUUAAUGUUAUUGUCAAGAAAGUAAUCCGAGAUAAAGGCUAGUUUACAGCUCGGAAAAUGUGUCACGGGAUUGGGUCCCUGUGUAUUUUAAAUGGAGCUCGAGAUUUCAAAUCCCGAAGCGGGAAACAAGUGUACACAAAAAUGUCAGUUUUCACUAACCGCGGGAAACAUCACGGGAUUUUAAACUCUCCAUACAAAAAUCCGCCCAGGAACAAUUCAACAUAAAUUGUUUCCGACGGGGAAAAUAGUAUUUUUAUACUAGGUUUGCAAUUCGGAGUAAGUUUGAUACUAGGUUUGUUCCAGUACUAGGAGAAACUGGAAGUACUCCGGAGAAAAUCGUUCCUGUACUCUCGUCUUCUCUUUUUUUCUUUUUCUGGUAGCAAACCGCAGUAAAAAGGAGCAAAAGCAGCAGAGUUUUUGGUUUGGCAGUUUGGAGCGAUCUCGGCGAAAAAAUUUUCCUGAUCAAAUCCCGUGCGAAAUCUCGUGCCCCUUUUCCCGAACAUAAAGCCUGAAUUGAUGAGGGUUGUGAGAUACAAGGUUCAGUCGGUAGGCCUACAAACCAAUCCGACACUACACACCAUGCCAGCCAAAAGUUGUUCAGUAAUUUCUUUCGACGACUUGCACAGUAAGGUGACACUAUGCUAUAUUUCACUCUAAGGAGAAAAAUUAGGUAAACAGUAACAAUAAAGUGAUCGUUUACGAGCGGUCUAUCGAGAAGCAAGUGUUUUUUCCAGUCCGUCAGUGUUAGAUAAAGAAUCGUACUAAUCCCCGUUCAAGGUUAUCUUGCACAUUCUCUACCUCUCGAGGUUUCGGACUUUUUUCUUCUUUUGUGCGUGUGUUAACCGUUAGGCCGCAUUCUUCAGCCUAUUGUUCGCAUAGUGAGGAUUGAAUAAUAGCCAGCUAUAUAAGCUGGACUGGUGCGUCGUGGGAAACAAAUUUACAGAUAAGUAAAAUCUACCUCUUUUGACACAUUUACGGCUUAUUACCGUCUGCGCGGGUGCGAACCCCGUGCGUCGACGGUGUCGACCACCCUCAACAAACAUCUAUGCUCACUUGUCUCCUAACGAGGACGAAGCUGAUGACCCACAAGAGGGAACAUUUACUAGGGUGCCUAGAAGCUAUAGGAAGAGGAGUAACAUUUCCUCUCCUAAAGUUCCUUGUAAAGGCCAGAAGGUGUCCCUAGACGGGGCUCCGAAAUUGACAUCCCUUGGAAGUGUUGCAACCAAGCCGAAGCAAGUAGCUCCUGGUCUCGGAGGAUUAAACUCAGAGAAGGAGUUCCCAGCACUUCCCGAAACAUCAAAAAUCCCAAGUGUUCCUCUGUUUCAGUUCGAGAAUAAUGGCGGCACUGGAAUUAUCUAUCUCUCGGACAUUGUGAACUGGAUAAUAAAAACUUUCAAUAUAACUGAUCCUAUUAAAAGUCUGUUGUUAGCUCUUCUACCUACAGUAAGCGAUUGCAUCCUUCGAUGGCUAACUCAUCGAACGAGGUCACGGAUUUGAUCACUGUUCUACAGUGGAAUUGCAGAAGUAUCAUCCCAAAAAUAGAUUCUUUCAAAUUUUUAAUUAAUAGCUUGAGAUGCGAUGCAUUCGCUUUAUGUGAAACUUGGUUUACUUCCGUUAUAAACCUUAACUUCCACGAUUUUAAUACUAUUCGCUUGGAUCGAGUUACCCCCUACGGAGUACUUUUGGGGAUCAAAAAAUGUUAUUCCUUCUACAGAAUUAACCUUCCCUCAAUUCCAGGCAUUGAAAUUGCCGCUUAUCAUGUAACAAUCAAAGGCAAAGAUCUUUGCAUAGCUUCCAUAUAUAUUCCCCACAACACCGCGAUUGGGCACUGCCGGCUACAUGACAUCAUAGAAUCCCUGCUUGCACCGCGACUUGUUUUAGGAGACUUUAACUCUCACGGUGCGGAAUGGGGUUGCCUUUAUGAUGAUAACCGUUCUUCUUUAAUUCAUAAUAUUUGCGACAACUUCAAUAUGAUAAUUUUAAACACGGGUGAAAUGACACGGAUCCCUCCCCCACCAGCGCGCCCAAGUGCAUUAGAUUUAAGUGCAUUUGCUCGACCUCGCUACAGUUGGAUUGCGGGUGGAAGGUAAUCCCUGAUACCCACGGUAGCGACCAUCUGCCGAUCGUAGUCUCGAUCACCAAUAGUUCAAGACCAUUGGAAUCAAUCAAUAUUUCGUAUGACCUCACACGAAAUAUCGAUUGGAAGAGCUAUGCGGCCGCGAUAUCCGACAACAUCGAAUCUACCCAAGAACUUCCUCCGGAGGAAGAGUACAGCUUUUUGGCUGGCUUGAUUCUCGACAGCGUGAAUCAAGCUCAGACUAAGCCAGUACCCGGCGAGAACAUACAAAAACGUUCUCCCAAUCCCGCCUCGACAAUUGGGUUGAAGAAAAUGGCUUACUGUUAGAUACACAAUUUGGCUUUCGCAAGGGCAAAGGGACGAACGAUUGUCUUGCGUUGCUCUCAACCGAAAUUCAAAUGGCCUAUGCUAGCAAAGAGCAGAUUGCAUCAGUAUUCCUAGAUAAAAAUGGGGCUUUUGAUUCAGUUUCUAUCAACAUUCUUUUAGAGAGGCUGCACCAGCAUGGUCUUUCAGCGACUUUAAACAACUUUUUACUAAACUUGUUGUCGGAAAAGUACUUGCAUUUUUCGCAUGGUGAAUUAUCGACAUCACGAUUUAGUUACAUGGGCAUUCCCCAGGGCUCAUGUCUAAGCCCUCUGUUAUACAAUUUCUAUGUCAACGAAAUUGAUGAAUGUCUUGACAAUUCCUGCACGUUAAGGCAACUUGCAGACGAUGGCGUGGUUUCUGUAACGGGACCCAAAGCUGUCGAUCUACAAGGACCAUUACAGAAUACCUUGGACAAUUUGUCUGCUUGGGCUAUUAAGAUGGGUAUCGAAUUCUCAACGGAGAAAACUGAGCUAGAUGUAUUUUCUAGGAAGCGUGAACCAAUUACAGCUUCUAUUAAUGGGUUAAACUAUAACUCAGGUCUUCACAGUAAAAUAUCUAGGGGUCUGGUUCGACUCGAUAGGUACUGGGGGAUGCCACAUUAGGUAUCUGAAACAGAAAUGCCAACAAAGGAUCAACUUUCUUCGUACAAUAACCGGAACGUGGUGGGGUGCCCACCCAGGAGACCUAAUUAGGUUGUAUCAAACAACGAUACUGUCGGUAAUGGAAUACGGAUGCUUCUGCUUUCGCUCCGCCGCGAACAUACAUUUCAUUAAACUCUAAAGAAUUCAGUAUCGUUGUUUGCGUAUCGCCUUAGGGUGCAUGCAGUCGACCCAUACGAUGAGUCUCGAAGUCCUGUCGGGCGUUCUCCCGCUGAAAAAUCGAUUUUGGGAAUAUCGAUUACUCAUUCGAUGCGAUAUCUUGAACCGGUGGUGAUUGAAAAUUUUGAAAGGCUUGUUGAGCUCAAUUCCCAGACCCGUCUCAUGUCCCUGUUCUUUGACUACAUGACGCAGAAUAUUAAUCCUUCUCCUUACAAUCCAAACCGUUCGCAUUUCAUAAAUACUUCUGAAUCUACUGUUUUCUUCGACGCAUCCAUGAAAGACGAGAUCUGUGGAAUUCCGAACCACAUACGCCCACAAGUGGUUCCAAACAUUGCGAAACUUUGCGAGGGUGGCUGGAAAGGGAUGUAUGUCAAGUUGGACGGCUUCUCUGAAGAAUCGGUUAACGUUUCGACAAUCUUCGAUAUUGGCAAAAGUAGUGAGUAUACAGCAGAUGUCGGUCAGUGGGCUAGCAACGGCAGUUAAGGAGGAAAAACACGAAGUUGGAGAAAAUCGGGAUAUCGUUGUCUAGAGAAAUUUUAGCGCCGAUGAUUAUUCCGUUAGAGUGGCAGCGAAAUGGAUCGCGAAAAUGGGCAUCGGUAUAAGGUGAAAUACUGCCGCCAAGAAGUCCUCAGCACCAGCUAGCAGAUAAAUAGGAACGACUAGCACCAAGAAGGACAAGAAACCCGGCGAAGGUGGUUGUAAACAGAUGUAAAUCCUUAUGGUCGACACCCCCGGAUCGGUUCAUGUACCAACAGGGUACGAUAUUUGCAGCAGACCUGAGCAGGCUCUUACUAGCAAGCAAAUAAAAUAAGAGGAUAUUCGAGCCCUCGUCAUAUUCCACCAAUUGAUUGGAUAGCUGCGGAGCCCAGCACCGUAUAAUCGGCAACUAAAACGUAUAAGGUUCCUCUAAUCCUGUUGUAAUGAUAGUUACCAGUUCUUUGGAAAAGAUAUUUCAUCAGAGCACCAGUGGUAUCAUUUACAUUCAAAGUGAGCGAAUCAAAUCCACUGGCUUCAUCAGUUCCACCAGCUUAAACCGGUUCUGGAAAUGAAUUUUAUAAUUCCACAUAACGCAUUGUUCAUCAAAUUCAGCCAGAAGAUCCCGGGUCCGGUUAAAUUUGACGCCAGGAACCAGACUUUCAAACCGAUUAUGAAUGAACUGCGUAAGGAUGAAGUACCGCUGUUGCACUGGAUAACACGACAAUCGACAUGCUUUAUCGAGAACAGCGCAGCUACUCGGUCGGUCCAAGCAUGGGUUAUAUCGCUUGGUGUAAAACCCGAUAUAUGAUAAAAAAAGUUUGAGAUAACGAAUCUUUACAUCAGAAAAGAGCGUCUCUAGUCGAAGACUGACAGUUAAAACUAUUUAUCAGCUCGUGGAGACCAAAAAACUAGUGUGAAAAAUGUAUCAACAUUUUUGCGGAAUAUGGAUACAGUUAUGCUGGGCCUAGUCUCAAUGGAAGAGGAGAAACAAUUUUUGAAAAGGCAACGUUCAAAUUUACGAAAAUAUUCCGAUGUUUUGGAGAUGACGGAUGUAGAAUUCAUCAAAAACUUCCGAUUGAACAAACCAGCAUUCAAAUACAUCCUGAAUGAGAUUUCGAACGAGUUUCCCCCUAUGAAACAAGAUGGGAUUUCCCCAAAGGAAAAACUUGCAGCUUGUCUCCGUUUUUUUUGCCGAAGGCAGUUAUCAACAUGGUACGGGAAAGGAUUUCGAUGUAGCUGUCGCCCAACCAACAUUUUCGAAGAUGGAUGGAUAAACUUACAAAUGUCGGAAGAAGAAACGCUUCGAGCAAAAAGAUAUUUCUAUGAAAAAUCCGGAAUUACUGGUGUGAUUAUGUGUGUUGAUGGAACACAUAUUAAAAUAGUUCCACCGACGACAAAUCGCAAUCUUUUUUACAAUCGUAAAGGAUUUUAUAGCCUAAAUGCUAUGAUCAUUUGUGACGACCAACAACGGAUUCGUUUUAUCGACGCAAGCUAUCAGGGAUCCAACCACGACUCAUAUAUUUGGAGGCUGAGCGCGGCUCGAAAACACAUGCUACAACUCCACAGAAAUGGCGACAGAAACACCAGAAUAUUAGGGGAUGCUGGUUAUCCAUCUGAACCGUGGUUGAUAACUCCCCACCGAGCACCGGAAGAUGGAAGCGAAGAAAGCAAUUUUAAUAGGCGGCAUAGCUUGGCAAGAAGGAUUAUUGAACGGACAAUCGGAGUGCUGAAAAACCGUUUUCGGUGCAUACUGGGCGCCCGGCAAUUGCAUUAUUCUCCAGCCAAGUCAUCGAAAAUCAUAAAUGUUUGCUGCGCACUGCACAAUAUAUGUUUAACAUACAAUAACACUCUUAUUCUUGUAUAAAAUUAUAAUGCAUGUUUCAAUGAGAUGAAAGCACGAUAUUUCAUUUAUUGAAAAAUAUCCCAACCAACAGAAUAGCAUAUAGCAUACAUAAUGCUCAUAGAUUAUUAGUUAACAGAGCAAUACAAAUUAGAUCAGCAGACGUGAAGAAUGAAAACAUUUUUAAAGUCACGCAAAUAAAAAUACAAAAAAUGUAUAACGGAAUCACGUUUGAAGCAAAUUUUUGUAUAGGAUAAGUUAAGAGCCAUUCUCACUGUCACCUCACCUAGUUGGAUAAGGGGACCUAUUCUCACAGUUACGUCGCCUACCUAGUGAUUGGAAGAAAAUUUCCUUCUAGUCACUAAGUGACGUGACUGUGAGAAUAGAGCCCAAGAGCGAAAAAAGCGAUCACCGGAGUCACUUUGGUGACUAUAGUCACUUAUUGUGACAGAACGCACCUGGAAGAGCGAUUCCAAGAGUACAGGGGAACAACUUGGACAAGUAUGCACACUUCUUCCAAAUCUCCAAUUUCAAUUAUUAA